CCAGGUGUGGGGUUUGAACCCACGUCUCUAUUCAGAGACCAGAUCUUAAGUCUGGCGCCUUAACCACUCGGCCAACCUGGUGGUAAGUAAAUUUGAUUAAGUUUCUAAAAUCUCUAAUUAUUUCGAUUCAUUUGGAAAUAACUUCAAAUCUUUAGUGAUGGCCUGAUGGGACGACACGAUUCAAUUUACAUUUGUGAAAGUAAACGCAGUGUUUUAGGGCAUAUGUACUGGCCCUCAACUCGUUUAUUUGACCGAGUAACGAAUCAUUUCCUUUGUUUGGUGAAGAUGAUUUAGUUACCAAAUUUGGGCAAGCCAAGGGUUUGUCACUUUUAUAUCCCGUUGAUGCCCUCAAUAGGAUAGUCUUCCAGAGUCUGCAGUAAAUUCAAACGGAAAAACUUACCUUUCUGCUAUCCUACCGUGUCUCCAAGUCAGCCGCAUUUCUCAUUAAGAUAAUGACGACGAUUUUAGAUACUGUCCAGUCACGAAAUAUUCCGACAUCUCCUUGUCAACCCAUGCCACCGCUGUCUGUCUCGUUUUAUCUCAAACUAAUGUUGAAGAAGCGUUUAAUUUUUAAAAGUGUUUUCCAAACAGGCGAAACUCAGGCAUCGAUUCGGAUCGAAAACAAUUCGUGUCGAACAGAAAAGUGAUUAAUGUUUUACAGAGUUGAACGAUAGGCGACGGGGAAUCGUGUCAAUUAUUCAUUGUGCUACAACAAGUGAUGGACAGCUGGACGUUUAAACCUUCACCCAAUGAAUAAUUGCUAUAAAGUCAACCUCCCUUAAAGUAGCCUAUGGGGUGUUAUCGUGACGUUAAACUAUUUCUGUGUUGCUAACAACAAACUAAAGUUGUAACUGCACGUGGCGUUAUCGACUUCAUGUUGCUCGUGUAUUGUCUUUGAUGCAGUGAUAGUUCUACUUGUUUCUUUGUCAUUCUUUUAUUUUUUAAAUAGAUGAAACACCUUCCGUGGUUCUCAACGUGAAAAUUCGCAGAACAGAAAUUCUUUCAUCUCAUCCUGAUUCGCUUUCUUGGAUCUAUUUUGGCAACAAGAACUAACGAGAUCAGCCAAAACCGUUGUCCAUAAACGUGGUUGUUCCAGCAGUUGUAAAUGGCCAUCACAAAAUAAAAAUAAAAACCUGAGCACAUCUGCUGCUUGACAAGCAACGUAUAAUCAAUCAGGAUGGGAGCCUAAUGUCUUGUGUUAUGUCCUGCCAGUUUAUUAACUCGAAUGUUAACUAAUUAAUUUUUAACCAGUUUUAUUUUCCCUUGUUAGGAUUUAUUUUUCUACUGGCAAAAUGCCCAUUAUCUUUACGAUUGUUAGUUAAUUCACAUUGUGUCGUUUGUUUUGUUUUUUUGUUUUAGGUUUUAACAACCGAAUUAUAACGGAAAAUUCCGGGCAUCCGCGCACAACAACUUUAUCAUUUUCUGGCGAUUCCAUCUUCCGGAUAGCAGUGGAACUGUUCCGCUAGGUACGGUCAACAGGUUGACACAAAUGAGCAUGAAGCAGCUAAAUAAUCGUCGUGAAUCACUUUUUUUUAAAAAGCCAUUUAAGACCAAAACAAGUGUCGCCCUACUUUUCAGUUGGAGAAUUCUCUUCCUCGUUUUACCGUUCCCCAUAAAAUGCCCUCUGGCUCAGAGUGACUAGCCGUGAUACUUAAAAAAAUGAUUAACCGAACUUAUUCGGUUGAGUGAUUUUGAUGGACAUGAUUCCUUCCGUCACAUUUGUCUUUAAAUAUUAAUAUUCAUAAUUUAGUAGAUACUCUACGUGUCAGAGGGAAAUGUGUGGACUGUUGUCAUUCAGUUGGGCAUCUGGGACAGCCUCCAAUUUAAUUUUAAAUCUCAAAACUAUCAACAACGAACAUUCAAAGUUGAUAGCAAUGCAUUAUUCAAUUGUUCUUAAUUCCAUAUAAGAAAUGUCCGUUGUCCACCCGAGCUCAGUUGGCUAUUACCGUGGUAAUCGACUAAAAGCAGUCCGAAAUGUUUGUAACUUUCAAUUUUUGGAUUAUGAUUGUCUGCUGGUCUCAUCUAUUGAGCAAUGGGUUUUCCUUGUCUCCUUCCACGGCUUACCAGUCUCCUAAUUUGCUUAAAGGACAACAUCUCCGCAUCAUCUGGCCUCGCUGGGAGGGUAACCCCAAAGGACUAUCAGGGCCGGUCAAAGGCGGUGUUCUUAUCGAUUAUUUGGCAGCCCGGUUCAAUUUCACGUACGAACAUGUUAGAGUGACUGAAAACCGGCUGGAACCCACCCAAAAUGGAAGAGGACUUUUUAGCUACCUUUUUGAUAAUCAAAGUGACUUGAUAGUUUCUGCCAUCGUGCCGACAUCUUCUCGCUUGAAAAUUGUUGAUAUUACUCUGCCGUGGAGUUAUGGCUCUUACGUUUUCCUCCUUCCGAUUCCCGACGAGUCGGCCAACAUUUACGCUGUCGCCAAACCCUUUCAAUGGCCGGUGUGGUUGGGACUGAUCAUAGCAAUUAUUUGCGUCAUAACCAUUUUGAAUUUACUCCAACGAUAUCUGGAAUAUCGUUCUCAAUUCGAAACUGGACCAAAUCCUAAGAACCUCAGAAAAUUGCCAAUCGUCGGUGACAUCCGCCGACCUCUUAAUCGUCGCCGUCGAAUUGUUGCGAUGGUCGGUUCCCUUUUCGUCCCUUCUGGCAUUAGCCUCCGAGAAACGAGAGGACAAACAGGAAAUCAAUACCUCUACGUCUUUGGGAAUUUACUGUCACAAGGUGGUCCGUGCACGUCGAAUCGUUUGCCGUUUCGACUGGUCGCUGGCGUUUGGACCCUGGCCGCUUUCAUCUUCGUCCAGGCUUACACUUCGACAUUAUUCACCUACGUCGUGGCACCUGUCAAUCAUCCGCUAAUCGAUUCCCUGUAUGACAUUGCCGACAACCCUGAAAUUCAUUUGCUGGUCAAAAACGAGGGGACUCCGGAUCGAUACUUUACGAGCAAUAAUUGGACUGGAUUUUAUGAGAAACUGCGAGACAGGAUCAACAACUUUCCCCAAUCCCGCUGCACCUUGGUGUCCGAGUGUAUCGAUUUAGUCAAACCGGGAUCGAAAAAUGUUUUCGCUGAUGCGGGGGUUUACCAAAUGGACGCCAUCAAAGAAGAUUACGAAAAGACUGGCCAGUGCAACUUCCAGUUGGCCAAAGAGGAUUUCAACCACUUUUUCGCUUCAAUGUCUCUGCCGAAAAACAGCCGUUACACCGACACCAUUAACAAAGGGCUGCUGGAUCUCCAGCAAACGGGAAUAAUCGACCACUGGGAUUCCUGGUUUCGCACGAUGCCCCGCAAAUGUAUGGCCAACAUCAAAUACGGAUACAACACGGAAACCAAACCGUCGCCUCUGACACUCAAGAAUUUGACAGGCGCCUUUAUCGUCCUCUUGAUCGGUUCCAGCCUCUCCUUUCUCGCUUUCCUGUGCGAAAAAAUCCUUUCGAUGCCCAAACGCCGUCGAAUCAACAAACUCUAAAACGGUCAGGUAAUCCACCCCGUAAUGGUCGUCUUGUUUUCACUAGGAAUUUAAUUAUAAACGUUAGUUAAAAUCGUACACAUUAGAAAUGAAUGUGAAAUGAAUCUAAAGGGCAAAAUUCAGCUCUCAUUGUUUCCAAAACGUGUGAAUGAGGUCAGUGAUUUCCCUCGACUUCUAUGUACUUGUGUGUGUAGAGCCCAUAAUGGAAUAAAACAAAAAUUUAGAUGCAAC
This is a messenger RNA of Daphnia pulex (common water flea), 3693 nucleotides long. RefSeq names its product ionotropic receptor 93a-like. Gene Ontology annotation, cellular component: membrane. Bases 1975 to 3462 code for a protein of 495 amino acids. The transcript is spliced from 10 exons. Gene Ontology annotation, molecular function: ligand-gated monoatomic ion channel activity. NCBI's taxonomy places the organism in Eukaryota, Metazoa, Arthropoda, Branchiopoda, Diplostraca, Daphniidae. The record is from RefSeq and is a predicted model, not a curated record.